Molecule: messenger RNA, 2911 nt
Organism: Pogona vitticeps (central bearded dragon)
Lineage: Eukaryota; Metazoa; Chordata; Lepidosauria; Squamata; Agamidae
Gene: DHDDS
Product: dehydrodolichyl diphosphate synthase subunit
Biological process (GO): polyprenol biosynthetic process
Cellular component (GO): dehydrodolichyl diphosphate synthase complex; endoplasmic reticulum
Molecular function (GO): ditrans,polycis-polyprenyl diphosphate synthase [(2E,6E)-farnesyl diphosphate specific] activity
Source: RefSeq, a predicted model, not a curated record
CCUAUACGGAAGCGCGGACGUCACACCCGCUUGCAGAGCAGCUGGGGCAGCUGCCGGAGGAGGAAGUCCGCUGGGAAGAGGGGAAGCUCGGGCAGGCAAGCAGGGGAGGAAGCGCAGCGUACUUGAGUAGGGGAAAAAAUGUCAUGGAUAAGAGAAGGAGAACUGUCCCUUUUUGAGAAAUUCUGUGCCAGCGUAAUAAAGGCAGGACCAAUGCCCAGGCACAUUGCAUUCAUCAUGGAUGGCAACCGCCGCUAUGCCCAAAAGCAUAAAGUGAAGAAACUGGAAGGACAUUCACAGGGAUUUGCAAAGCUGGCACAGACCCUCCAAUGGUGUUUGAGUCUAGGUGUCCGGGAAGUCACAGUUUACGCCUUCAGUAUUGAGAAUUUCAAGCGUUCUCAGGAAGAAGUGGAAGGCCUCAUGGAACUGGCAAGACAAAAAUUUACUCGCCUUCUAGAAGAACAGGAAAACUUGGAGAAACAUGGUGUAUGCGUUCGAAUCAUUGGGGAUCUGCCACUCCUGCCACGAGAUAUCCAGGAACAAAUAGCCAAGGUUGUGCUGGCAACAAAGCACUACAACAUGUGUUUUUUGAACAUUGCCUUUGCCUACACAUCGAGGCAAGAAAUGAGUGAUGCAGUGAAAGAAUUGGCUUGGGGCGUGGAAGAAGGGUUGCUUCAACCCAGUGAUGUGUCCGAGUCACUGAUUGACAAAUGCCUUUACUCCUCCAAAUCGCCUCACCCCGACAUCCUGAUAAGAACUUCUGGAGAGGUGCGCCUGAGUGAUUUCAUGCUCUGGCAGACAUCCUAUUCUUGUCUGGUGUUCCAGCCUGUGUUGUGGCCCGAGUAUUCCUUUUGGAAUUUAUGGGAAGCUAUCCUUCGUUUCCAGAUGAAUUAUAACGCUUUACAGAAAGCCAAAGAUUUAUACAUGGAAGAAAGGAAGUGGCAGCAGAUGGAAAAAGACAAAGCCUGUGUGUUGGAGAAGCUGAAAGAGGAAGGGUCUACAGCCUGUGCAGAUAUUCAGAGACGGCGGGUACUCUUACAGGAAUUAAGAGCUCAGCGAGAGGAGAGAAUCCAGGGGUUUUUGGAGGCCCUGGAGAACAAAAGAAUGGACUUCUUAGAAAAAUUGGCUGUGGUAUCUGCGUGACAAGAAAGAGUUUGUAGGACUGAGCAUAGAUGGAGGAGGGCAGGGAACCAGAAGGACCUGAGACAAGUCACAAAUGCUUUAGCUGCUGCCUAGAGGGAUUAACUUGACCAUGGGAAUAUAAGUUUUGUAUGUGUGUUCUUUGUAAACAUAUACCAAGACUUGACUUGGAUUUGAGGAACCUGCAAGUCUUUAAAUAUUGGUGGACAACUGCUCCCAGUAUCCCUAAACUUUUGACAUGCCAACUGGCGCUGAUGGGUAUCUGAAUCCAACAACAUGGGCCAUGCGUUCUCCACCUGUGCUUUACCUCCUUUAUAUGUCUGGUUAUUAUCCAAUCUGUGGUUGGGAGUAUGACAACUGAAAUAAGUCUAUGCUUCCUUAGUUGACUGUUGGUUAAAGCUAACAGAACAAAAUAUAUUUUGGUAUGGAAUUAGUUCUUAAAACAGACAGCCUUAAAUUUUAUGUACGUACAAAGGUUUGUGCAUGCAGUAGGGCUUUCAUUCAACCUUAUCAAAUGGCAGCAUUUUUGUAUUAGGGUCAAGAAAUUCCCUAGCAUUCUAUAUACCCAAGUGCAAUACCAUGCAGGAAGCUCCUAUUGAGAGAAUGACAAGACCCUGUUGUAUGCACACAAGGAAAAUGCAUGUUUUGAAAGAAACCAUCACCUUCUAAAGAACAUUAUCUUUGUUCUCAAUUAAUGUAGAAAUGUAGUGGUGAAAUCCUGUUGCUUAGCACAAGCCAAAUAGGAACUUUUGGUCUGUCCCUUUCUGAUUUAAAAAAAAGCAGCCCAUUGUGAUUUUUGGGGUACAUGUGAAUACACACCAAGCUAGCAUGCACAUGUACCUUCCAGAGUCAUGGCAGGGAGGAAUGAACUGAAAGUUACCAUUUGGCUUAUACUAAAGAACAGGAUUUGAGCCACUGGUUUGUUUUUCAUUCCUAUGUUCUUUGAAUGAAAUGAUAGAAACAUGCCAGUUUGAAAGACCAGGGUGCCUCUGUAUGUACACAACACAAAAGCAUGUGAAGUUUCAGUGGCUUCAGAAGAUUAGGAGAAUAUUCCUUCUGUUUGGCUCCAUGUGUGUUUCAGAGCUCUGGACAGGCAUGCUAAACAUAAUUUAAGUUCUUCAAGACGUAUUUAAUACAACAUCCUCUCUUGGGGUUUUGAAGAUACUGUUUCACUUCUGGAUGGCUGUCUUGAAUGAGGCAAGUUCAGUGGCACUACAAGACAUCCCCUUUUUUUAAAAAUGGCACUUAAACUCUACAUUCUGGAUACAGCCGUGAAGAUGAGGAUGUCUAUGAACAAAACAUGUUUGUCACAGAUAUAUUUUUAAAAGUUUCUAUUCUAAGGGAGUCCAAAGAUGUGUCGCUUCAUGGUCAUUUUCUGGUGUUUCAUUCUGAAAAGAUGAGGAUGAAAUUACUUCUCGAUGCACAUUACUAUGAAAUAUUGAUGACCAAUAAAUGAUAGAAACUUUGGUCUUUCACUGCAGUUUUUUCUGAUAUUCCAAAGGUGCGCUUCCAGAUAUCUUGACCCCAAGCUUGUUGUCUGCAUUCAGGUAAUCAGAGUGGUCUCUUCACUGUGUUUAUUUUAUAUAAGAAGUAUUGCCAGCAGAAGAGCAGGCUCCCUUGUGAUAUUGCCCUGACUCUGGGUUGUUCUCUGACACACAUUUGCCUGGUGCCAAGAUUGUUUUUUUUUUAAGCUGCAUGGUCAAAAUAUCUCCUUAUUUGCACAAAUAUUUUAGAAAUAUGUCAAAAAUACAGAAUUAUAUAAUUUGAAUUUGUA